Messenger RNA from Fusarium redolens, 1397 nucleotides. RefSeq lists its product as uncharacterized. Gene Ontology annotation, molecular function: protein binding. Lineage: Eukaryota; Fungi; Ascomycota; Sordariomycetes; Hypocreales; Nectriaceae. The record is from RefSeq and is a predicted model, not a curated record. The transcript has a single exon. The coding region runs from base 162 to 1121 and encodes 319 amino acids.
GGCCUAACGACCACUGAGCCAGUCUUACGGUGUAAGCCGUCAAACCUGGACAUCGGGGAUUCCGGGGCAUCUUCCAAUAUCACUUGCAACAGUGAUGGAUUGAGAAAUCCAGACUCUAUUCCCCAAUCCGUUACCAGUUCCAAUGACGGGUCAGUCUCGGAAUGUUUCUAUAUCAAAAGUAUCUCGCAAAACGCGCAACGGAAGAAAUCGCAGCGGAAUAUCUUGACAAAGCCAUCGCGUCCACACAGAAAGCAAUUGACUCACAAUCGUUGGACAACAAUGGCCUAGCAAACGCAUUAAAUAACCUUUCGAUAUUUCUCAAGGAGAGGUUGCUCAAGCAUCAAAACAAAAGAGAUCUGGACGAAGCUAUUGAAAUGGCACGCGGGGCUAUCGAGAAGGCUCAGGGUGAUGCUUUGGCUAGGUGCUUGAGCAAUCUCACUUCGUUCCUCAUCAGGAGAUAUCAGGUCGCUGGGGCUCAAGCCGAUCUUCAUGAGGCAGUUCAAGCAUCGCGACGGGCCGUGGAAAUCGCCACAGAGGCGCAUUCGGACAAUUCCGGAUGCGUCGCGCAUGGUACAAUGGGAACAAAGGGCCGGAAUUUUGAGAUCGCCACCAAAUUGCCAUUUACUUUACUCAACUGUCAAGCCACCACGGCUAACAUCAACGUUCCCGCCUACUCCGACAAGAUAUGCCAGUCCACUACCAACCAGUCGACCUAUGGAUGCUCCGACGCCUUGGUCAUCCAAACCGAAACCUCACCCAACUCUUCCCUUGGAACAAUUGCUAGUGUUGGCAUUACUAACGGGAACCUCUCCUCCCCGUGGCAGGCUGCACACCUUGCCCCGAGCCAACAAAGCUCAGGACCUUCCGUCGAGACAGCAGGUGUCCACGGCCCGAUCCGAACUUCCCACCUACUGCGAGUACCUAUAUUCAGCCCUCCUGCCUUUGACAACAAUAUCGCACCACUACCCGCCCCCGAACCCGUCGAGAAAACGCCCGAAAUCGGCGUCAGGACACUCCCACCGCACUACGACGACAUUGUCGGCACCCCUAGCGCUGGUGGCCUUGUAGAUUUGUUUUCCAACCUAACAGGUUAUGGCCUCGACGGCCCAGACGAAGAAUAAUUCUAACUUGGACGGGGUACACCUAAGAUCCUGAACUAAACCGAGCUGGUCAACUUCGCGCACCCUGGAACACCGGGAGAAUGCCCAGCGGGAAUCUGAAGACUUUUGACCAUUAAUUUAAACAUAGAUGCUCCACGUCGCCCAUCCCAAUUUCGUUCCCCAUUUCAAACGGUCGGUAGUUACAAGAAAAAUACCCGUUGGCUCGAGCCGGGGAUGAUAUCCAGACUUCCGAGUUUAUAUUUACUUUUGCUACCUAAACUCUAAUACACUGGUAAU